UCGACCGGCAGAGUGGGGCGAGCGUGCCGAGUGUGUGAGAGUUUCCUUGCAGUCUGGAUGUCUGUGGGCAAUCUGCCGGCACUUGCAUGGUGGACACGGCGUCUCUGCUCCUUCUGCAUCCACCCGCAGCUCCCGCUCGCUGCGUGGCUCCGGCCGCUCAGCAUGUCCCUCAGCCCGGCCCGGCCGCUCAGCAUGUCCCUCAGCCCGGCCCGCGAACACAAGAGCACGGGCGGCAGGAGGGAGAAGCCCCCCAAGGAUACCCUGCGCCACAUCAAGUCCCGGGAGAAGAGGAAACAUGGGGACAUACAUGGACCUUCCACCGUCUACCUGCAAGUUGUUGGGACGGGGAGUAGAGAAAAUGUGGCUUCGCUCUAUGUCUUCUCCGAAUAUAACAGAUAUCUCUUCAACUGUGGCGAAGGGACACAGAGGCUGAUGCAAGAACACAAGCUUAAGAUUUCUCGUCUUGACAAUGUUUUUGUGACCAGGAUGAGUUGGAGCAAUGUUGGAGGAUUAUCUGGUAUGAUUCUAACAUUGAAGGACACUGGUGUUCCCAAAUGUGUGUUUUCUGGACCACCGCAAAUUGGAAAAUACCUAUCAGCAAUAAGGACAUUCUCUGGCCCGUUACAAGGAAUAGAUUUAGCUGUACGGCCUUACACAGAGCCCCAGUACAUUGAUGAUACUAUGACUGUGCAUCAGGUGCCCAUAUUUGCCAAAUUGGACUCCCAAGCUAGUCCAGGUGGGUUCCCUGACCGAUCUAAUUUACCAAAGUUUGCUGAGAGGCAACAAAAAGAAUCUGAAGAUCAUCUGGAGGAAAAGCAAAAUGAAGAGCCAGAAAGAAGACCAAAAACAUCAACUAGAGAUCCUUCACUGGUAGUGGCUUUUGUUUGCAAGCUUCAUCCUAAAAAAGGCAACUUUCUUGUUAUGAAGGCAAAGGAGCUUGGUCUACCAGUGGGCACCUCAGCCAUUGGUCCAAUUGUUGCUGCCUUGAAAGCAGGAAGCAGCGUAGUGUUUGAAGGGAAGGAGAUCCGGCCUGAAGAGGUUUGCACGCCUGCUGAUCCGGGGCCUACUUUCCUUGUGCUGGAAUGUCCCAGUAAGGAGUUUAUUCAUCCUAUGUGUGAGAAUGAACAGCUCCAAAAGUAUCAGGCUGGAGGAAGUGAAGGCCCCACAGCAUUAGUUGUCCACAUGGUGCCUGAGCCGGUUUUGGCAGAUAAUGUUUAUAAAUCGUGGAUGGCAAGGUUUGGGCCCACCACAGAGCAUCUAAUCCUCAAUGAAAAUAAUCAAACAAUCCACAAUCUGCGCAGCCAUAAGAUCCAGACGCAGCUAAACCUUAUUCAUUCGGAGAUCUUCCCCCUACUAAAAACCUUUCAGACCAAGUUUCAGGAUGAACCUUCCACACACUCUGUGCCUGCUGUUCGAGGUCACUGCCUGCUGAAGUAUCAACUAAGACCCAAAUUUGAAUGGCAAAGGGAUGCUGUAGUUGUUGCUGACACAGAAAAAUUUAUUAAAGAAGCGAUGGAAAUCCCAGGCUUCAGGGAGGAAGUUGAAGAAUGUAAACAAGUAUUGGCUGCAAACCCUGCUCUCCCAUCAGGGAAUAUGGAGAAAUAUCCAGAAGUGGUUUUUCUUGGAACUGGUUCUGCGAUCCCGAUGAAGAUCCGAAACGUUAGCUCCAUCAUUCUAAAUGUAGACUCUACACGAUCUAUAUUGUUGGACUGUGGUGAAGGUACCUUUGGACAACUCUGUCGCCACUAUGGUAAUGACGUGGACAGGGUCCUCUGUAAUCUGUCAAUCAUCUUUGUGUCCCACAUGCAUGCUGAUCAUCACACAGGCUUAAUAAAUGUAUUGUUGGAACGGGAAAGGGCUCUGGCUGCUCUGGGUGAGGCCUUUAGCCCAGUUAUACUUGUGGGCCCGACACAGAUCAUGAACUGGUUGAAACAGUACCAUGAUCAUUGCCAGGAGAUCCUACACCAUAUCAAACUUAUCCCUGCAUGGCAUCUUGUGGAAGGUGCUGAAGGUAACAAGUUCAACACACAAGACUUGAUAAGCUCUUUGUUAAAGAACCUUGAAUUGGAAAAGUUUCAGACCUGUGUUGUACGUCACUGCAGAAAUGCUUUUGCCUGCAUUCUACAGCACAAAUUGGGCUGGAAAAUUGUGUACUCGGGAGAUACCAUGCCAUGUCCAAGCCUUAUUCAGAUAGGGCAGCAUGCAAAUCUGCUGAUUCAUGAAGCCACACUGGAAGAUGGACUUGAAGAAGAAGCUGUUGAGAAAACACAUAGCACAACUUCUCAAGCCAUUGAUGUGGGUAUGAAGAUGAAUGCAGAAUUUAUAAUGUUAAAUCACUUCAGCCAGAGAUAUGCCAAGAUCCCCCUGUUCAGUCCUGACUUCAAUGAUAAAGUUGGAAUAGCUUUCGACCAUAUGAGGGUGCGGUUUGCUGAUUUUAAGGUAUUACCAAAACUCAUUCCGUCCCUGAAAACCCUUUUUGCGGAUGAGAUUGAAGAGAUGGAGGAGCGCCGUGAGAAGCGUGAGCUUCGACAGUUGAAGGAGAUCCAGAGCUCCUCGACCACUAAUGGACCUGUGUCCCAAGGACAGUCAUCGGCUCCAAGGGUCGGUAAUGGAGCUGACAAAAUGAAACGGGAGCUCAAAGUAUAUGAUCAAGAUUUGGGUCGCAAAAGGAGCAAGCUGACUUGAGAUGCUGCUGAUAGUUAAAUCAUUGUCCUAAAGUCCUGCUUUAUAACCUGGAGUAAUUACUGUGAGGGGAAAGCCAAUCCUCUCUGACAAAGUGUUGAAUUGGUUUUGUUGUAUAAAUGAGAUUAUUGUACAGGCUGAAAAUGUGUAGUUUGAAUUAAAUCAGAUUAUAUUUGUUUUAUAUUUUGUUUUUAUUUUAAAAUGUUAUCGUACGUUUCAUCUAUGCACUGAAUGUUACUUAUUCAGCAGACUAUUCCUUAUCUCUUUUUCUUUUGGAUGGAGUCGUCCUGACUUUUAAAUGAAGACAUAGGAAACAAGGCAGAGUCAUUGAACACUACAGCACAGAAUCUGACCCUUCAGCUCAUCUAGUCUAUGCCGAACUAUUAAUCUGCCUCGUCCUAGCCACCUGCACCUGGACCAUACCCCUCCCAUCCAGGUAUCUAUUCCAAUCUCUCUUCAAUGUGAGUUUGAUUUCAACAUCCACCAUUUCUUCUGACAGCUUGCUCCACACUCUCACUACCUCAUGUUUCUCUUAAAUAUUUCACAUUUCACCUUUCACCCUUAACCCACGAUCUCACAUUCUAGUCUCACCCAACCUCAGUAGAAAAAGCCUGCUUGCACUAACCUAAUCUGUACCCCUCGUAAUUUUGUGUGCUUCUAUCAAAUCUUCUCAUUCUCCUAUACUCCAGGGAAUAGUCUUAAUCUAUUCAACCUUUCUGUAUAACUCUGUCGUUCCCAGGUCCUGGCAACAUCCUUGUAAAUUUUUCUGCACACAAUGAAUGCUCCAAAAUAAGCCUCGCACAAUAUAACUUCAACGAACAUCUCUACUCCUGUACUCAAUACUUUUAUUUUUGAAUGCCAGUGUGCCAAAAGCUUUCUUUACGACCCUCUCUAUCUGUGACGCCACUUUCAAGGAAUUACACGUUGGUAUUCACAGAUCUCUGUUCUACCACAAUUUUAAAAAUAAACAUCCUUUAGUUGUUCUACAUGAGGACAAAUAAUCAUUUUUUUGAAAAUGGGUAAUGUGAUUAUAAAUCACAUACCAGGCCACAGUUUGAAGUUUUCUCUUUAUUUAUAAUGGGGUAUCCUUCAUUUUUAAUUGCUCUUCAGGUUUUACCUCACUGGAUUACCCGAAGGUGCUGCUCCAUCUGUUGUUCAGCCCCACACCUCUGCCAUUGCUCUGUUGACGUAUUAGCUGUAAUACAGUACAGAAUUACUUUGCCGCCUUUCCAUUUGGAAAUCCCUCUGCCUCAUUCAAUAAUAAUUCCAACUGAGAUUGGGAACUCAGUUUAUUGAUGGGGCAAGAAAUCCACAGAGAAAAUCCCAAACCUUGCUUCAUAAUCCAGAUGCUGUGCAGCAAGUUUAAUGUUAAAAAGUGAUUGUUCACAUCUGACUGGAUAAAUAAAGUCCUCAUUGUAAGAACGUAUGCUGAUAAUCAUAACCUUUUACUCAUUAAUUACACUGGACAACAAUUUUUUUCAAAAGUGUUUCUUCCUCAGAAUUUUUUUUUGUUUAUGAUAGACUUCGUGAAGAUGAACACAAAUACAAUUUCAGUCCACUUGUAUCACAUAGGAAUUUGGAGAAACAACAAAUUAACUUUUAUUGAAUAUAAUGUGUUUAAUUGCAUAAUGGUGCUGAUGCUUUGCAAUAGUUCAACUAAGUUAAAAGUAUUUUGUUAAUGAUUUUCAUUUGUACUCAGUGUCUGAGGCUUCUCGCUUAAGUGUCCAACAAUAAUUCGCCAGCAUUGAUGAAUUCCAGUCGCCCUGGUAUCUUUUCUCCAUGACCGCAAUGUCCUGGUGAAACCUUUCACCAGCUUGUGACUAACAGCACCAAGAUUUGCAGGGAAGAAAUCUAAAUGGGAAUGCAGAAAUGAAUCUUUAGUGACAUGUUGCAUUUCAUGGUUUUAUAUGCUUGAAGUAUGCUUUCAACCAGCUGCAUGUAGUUCGGUGCUCUGUGGAUACCGAGAAAAAUUUCAACAACUUCCUUGAAUGCCUUCCAUGUGAUUUUCUCAGGUUGCACUAGAAAUUCUUCAUAUUGUCUGUCAUUGAUGACCUGUUUGAUUUCUGGACCAACAAAAAUGCUUUCCUUAAUCUUGGCAUCGGUUGUUCUGGGAAGCAUCUGCCUCAAAUACCAAAAUCCUUCAUAGAAAUUUUUGUGCCUGGUGAUAGCAAAUUCCAUCCUUACAGUCCUGAACCCAAUAACUAUUACUGAAACCUGUCCUGCCAUGCGGCAGCUGCACCGUCUAAGCGUGCCUGGACAAGAUAGGAAACUUUCCAGCUUACAUUGUAGGCAACAUUUUAAUUGACUUGAAUUAUGAAUUGAAAUAAUAAACAAGCUUAUUUUUAAAAAUUGUCUGUGAUAGGGAAAUUUCAUGGUGAUUUUCAUGAUCAGUAGCCCAAAAUUCAUAAGAUACACCUAAAGGUAUUCAGGAAGCAAAAUCUUUGUUGUCCAUUGUUAUUGUACUGAAUACCUAAUAUAUUUUGAAUGUAAAGUGCAAUCAUUAGAAUAAACUUAUUGGAGAUUUUGAAGCUGUGGAUAUUGCCUUA
Molecule: messenger RNA, 5228 nt
Organism: Mobula hypostoma (lesser devil ray)
Lineage: Eukaryota; Metazoa; Chordata; Chondrichthyes; Myliobatiformes; Myliobatidae
Gene: elac2
Product: elaC ribonuclease Z 2
Exons: 24
Coding region: 58-2685 (875 amino acids)
Biological process (GO): mitochondrial tRNA 3'-end processing
Cellular component (GO): mitochondrion
Molecular function (GO): 3'-tRNA processing endoribonuclease activity
Source: RefSeq, a predicted model, not a curated record